Molecule: messenger RNA, 2637 nt
Organism: Candidula unifasciata
Lineage: Eukaryota; Metazoa; Mollusca; Gastropoda; Stylommatophora; Geomitridae
Source: the annotation of a GenBank genome assembly
AUGCUGCAAUACAUCUUUCUUGCCGUGUUGGCGACUUCGGCAGCCCCGGAAGUGCUGAGAUACCAGAGCAGCAAAAAUGUCUCAUCAAGAGCUGACCCAAAUUUCAUUUCAAAGGAGGGACAAUCUGACAAGUACAGUUUUGGUAAUUUAACAACAGAGUUUGGCUCAAGGGUCUCCAAAAAGAUACACUGCAAAAUAAAUUACUCAAACCCUAGCGCAGACUGUUCAAGGUUGGGAAGCAGUGACCUGAAGCUGCUGGCCAGUCUUCCUACCAACAUUACAAGACUAGAUUUAUCAUUCAACGAUUUAUCGUUCAUUGACAACCAGGCGUUUCUAAACUUCACGCUUCUAGAAUGGCUGAGCAUAAGUCACAAUAAUCUACAGUAUUUGAAAAAUGGCAGCUUCUUGGGUCUGCUCAAGCUAACUAUGUUAGACUUAAGUAGUAACAACUUGUCUAUGAACACGGAAACGUAUCCAGUGGGUGUAUUUAAGCCCCUUAAGGCUCUACAGAGGCUAACAAUUCACAAUAAUACUCAUAUAAACGACACAGACCUGGACUAUCCACAUGAAGCCUUUGCUGAUCUACAAAACCUUGAAUAUCUACGUUUGGAUGGGUUACAGAAUAAGAGUUUGGGUAUCGGUUUCCAGAAUAUGACAUCUCUUACAACGUUAAUAUUUCGGGGAAAGGAUGAAGGUCACUGCCAUUUUCAGUCAUUGACAAACGAAACGUUUGAAAAUGUGGCCAGUAUCAGACACCUGGAGAUAAUCAAUUGUAGAAUUAAUGGCAGAUUGUUAGAAGAUGGAGUAUUUGUGCCUUUACCUAAUUUAACAUUCCUUGAUGUGAGUCACAACGAUGCUUUGAGGUUUGAGAAUCUUCGUAAAGCUUUGAGCGCGAUUACAGAUAUUUCGAAUAUAACGACUCUCAAAAUGACCAACAUUGUCAAUCCAUACCACCCGGGUUUAUGUGUCACAAAUGACUUUGCUCAGAGUCUUCCGAGAAAACUUAAGAUGCUCAAUGCCUCCAGCAACAGCAUAGGGACAUUAGAGAUGGGGGUCCUGCAAUUUAUGCCUAAAACAGUUGAGCAAAUAGAUGUCAGUUCUAAUAAGUUUGCAUUCUGGCGUUACCUGCAGCAUCUGGAUAAACUCGAAAGCCUAAAAGUCUUGAUACUGGGUGGUGGGGAUGUCUUUGAUUUACCGCGGUAUUACCCACCGGCAUAUGCCCGUGUGUAUGACCACUGUAAGGAUGAAAUAUCUUCAACAACUGAUGAACCUCACUUCCUCUAUGGCACACUCAGUUACUUGACUCAACCGCUUCCUCCAAAACUUCGUGAAGUCAAUGCUAUUGCUGCAGAAUUUAAUAACCAUCUGAGUGAAUUUCAUUUCAAUGAAACCAAUCAACUUACAACGAUAAAUCUGGAUUCCAAUAAUUUCCCUAUAGUUAAAGGGCCUAUAAAAGGUCUAACUUUCCUGAGGCGUUUAAGCAUGACAGGUUGUAAAAUACAUGAAAUCUACCCUACGUUUUUCGAGUUCUUAGGAUCACUAGAAUUCCUCAAUAUGAGUUACAAUGUGCUCGGGGACAUGGCGUUAAACCGGAAUCGUUCGUUGUUCAUUCAUCUGGUCAACUUAACAGUUCUUGAUCUAAGCUUCAAUAACAUCUGGCGCAUUUCCCCAAACGCGUUUAAAGGGCUGGAUAACUUACAAUUCUUAUACCUACAAGAGAAUCCUAUUUUGAAAUUCAAUGUUUUCAUUUCUCACAUGCACAGUUUGAUUUUCAUCAAUUUCACAAGCACAAACUUGGUAUCAUUGCCCUCACACGUGACAAAUGAGCUAGAAAACAUUAAACAGAACUCUGCGAAUUUUACUAUUGAUUUCUCUAAAAAUAUCGUUCAUUGCUUCUGCAGUAAAAUUUCGUUUAUCAAGUGGCUGACAAAAACACGAGUGCUAGCCAACACGACGCGAAUUACUUGCACGUUUGAGGAUGGGAAUAAAAGGACCGUGGACAACUUAGAAGAAGUAUAUAACAACAUGAAAAAACAAUGCGCUUCAAAUCUGGAGGCAUUCUCCUUUAUCAUCACUGCAACGUUUGUGGUUAUACUAGCAAUAAUCGGCGCCAUUGUCUUUCGUUUUCGUUGGAAGCUCCGUUAUCUCUACUAUUCAGCCAUUCUCCACUACAAAAAACAGACUGACAGAGCCAAUGAGGAAGAAUUCGAAUAUGAUGUAUUUGUUUCAUACGCCCACGAAGAUCACUAUUUUGUAGAGAAUACACUCUACAACGAGCUUCAGAAUGCUGGCUUAAAGGUGUUCAUUCAUGGUCGGCACUUCACUGCUGGCAAUUUCAUCACUGAAAACAUUGUCAGGGCCGUACAGACUAGCCGUCGCACUCUUGUGGUACUCACACAGUGUUUGUCCAAGAGCACAUGGAGCCGAUAUGAGAUUCAGAUGGCCAACAUGGAACAAGACCACACUGGCCGUUCUGUGCUGCUUUUUCUGUGUAUGGAACAUUUACCCCACCUGCCACACGAGAUAGGAAUGUAUGUGGCCAGGAACACGUACAUCGAAUUUCCAAACUCACAAAGCACUGAACGGGAAGUGAGUUUGUUUUGGAAAAAACUGGUCUCAGAUCUGAAGUCACAAUAA